AAAAGAGCCUCCUCCUUCUACGGGAUCUUCAACUUCAAAGCAAUUGGCAAACCAUUUGCGUAGAAUUGGGCAGCAUUAUUAGCCCCAUCUCACAGGUGAAGACUCUGUAGGUCAAGCAGGUUAAGAGCCUCACUAGAGAUCACCGAGGGAGGUACAGGGGGUACAGCUCACGUGUCCUGACCCUCCCUCCCACGCUCCGCCUCAAUCACACUCUUCCUAGGAUCACGUUUCAGUUCAUCUCUCGGUUAUUCACUACCUGCUAUGUACCCAACGCUCCGCCGCUGCUAGAGAUAACAAAGCCAAACUGCCCUCAAGAAAUGCAUGGCCCAGUAGAGAAGCAAUGAGGCCAACCAGCAACACAGUCCCUGCAGUUAGGUGCCAGGGGAAAAGUGGUUAACCCUGCCUGGUCAGGGAAGUUUCCCAGAGGAAAAGACACUUGAGUUGUGUCUUGGAUAAUGAAUAAUCGCGUGCCAGUCUGCUGGUGUGAGGGAGAGGAGGGGAGAAGACAUCCAAGCAGAGGGGACGCCUGCACGAAGGCCUGGGGCACGGAACAUGGUGCUCGGGGGACCUACACCUUGUCCUGUGCAGUGUGUGUGCAGGAGGGAGCAGGAAGGAGUGAGGCCAAAGGGCCAGCUGUCAGAGGACCUGUCUGCCAAACUAAGGAGCUGCCCUGAAGCGGGGAGGGAGGAAGAAGCAUUGACGCAUCAUGUCCUGGAAAGCAUUUUUAUGUAGUAUGCUAUAAAAUAUAUUUUUCCCCUGACCUCACCCAAUAACAACAGUCCCCAUUCCCUUUUUGUUCAACUUCACUGUACCACCUCAAGAGAGUUCACCAAGCCCAGGCUCUGCCCCAGCGCCGUGCCAUUUCGUGCAUUAUGCUCCCUGCUUCGCAUACUCUGCCGCCACCCUGGGGAAAUUACUUCUUCCUUCAAGACGUAGUUCAAGUAUCACCCCUGCCCCCGACAACUGCCCCUCCUUUGUCCCAUCAAGGCUCCCUUGAUCCCCCACCCUCUUUGAAAGUGCCUGCUAUGGAGUGCUGUCUCAGAAUUUGUUGAAUGAUCGAAGGAAUUAAUGAAUAAGUGAAUGUAUUUUAUUAAAAUUCUAAAGGCAUCGUUAGCUUUCGGAUGCUUUGUUGUCUUAGUCCAUUCCGGCGGAUAUAACCAAAUCCCAUACACUGCGUGGCUCAUAAACGACUGGAAUAUAUUGCUCGCCGUCCUAGAAGCUAGAAUCCAAGGUCAGGGGACCAGCAGACUCAGAGCCUGUAUGAGGGGCUGCUUCCUCGUCCAUAGACGACCAUGAAGGUUCAACCCCCAUGACCUAAUCACAUCCCAAAGGCCCCACCUCCUAAUGCCAUCACAUGGGGGGUUAGGGAUCAACGUCUGAAUUUGGAGGGCACACAACAUUCAGUCAAUAGGACUUACUACAGAAAAUCAGCCGAUGUCUUAAUAUGUUCCGUAGAAUAACAUUGCUUACACUUAGAUUAAAGAAGGAGUUGGUUGGCAGGUGUAAAAUGGCUUUCUUGCGAUUACAGAUCCUCACCAAGGAUUCGGUGACCGUCAGUGUGGAUGGUGUGGUCUAUUACCGCGUUCAAAAUGCUACCCUGGCCGUGGCGAAUAUCACCAACGCUGACUCGGCAACCCGUCUUUUGGCACAAACGACUCUGAGGAAUGUCCUGGGCACCAAGAACCUUUCCCAGAUCCUCUCCGACAGAGAAGAGAUUGCACACAACAUGCAGUGUACGCUGGAUGAUGCCACUGAUGACUGGGGAAUAAAGGUGGAGCGCGUGGAAAUUAAGGACGUGAAGCUGCCCGUGCAGCUUCAGAGAGCUAUGGCGGCCGAGGCAGAAGCAUCCCGGGAGGCCCGCGCCAAGGUCAUUGCAGCCGAGGGAGAAAUGAACGCAUCCAGGGCUCUGAAAGAAGCCUCUAUGGUCAUCACCGAAUCCCCGGCAGCCCUUCAGCUGCGGUACCUCCAGACGCUGACGACCAUUGCAGCCGAGAAAAACUCCACGAUCGUCUUCCCCCUGCCCAUAGACAUGUUGCAAGGCAUCGUGGGGGCAAAACAGUGAGCCGCAGAGGCCAACGCAGAGAUGCGCCCGUCCCUUCCAGGGUAGAGCGGGGACCAAAUCAGCCCUUAACUUGUAAGGAGAGAGGAGGGCGGGACCUCGACUAAAUAUUCCUUCCUCUCUUUCCUUUUCCAUGUUGACUGCAAGGUUCUUAGAAUGUGUAGUGAUCCUAGCAACAGAUGAAGAUUGUUAGCUUGUAAAUACUGAGAAAGAGAAGGGGUGCGGGGAGGGGACUAGUGAUUUAUAGAAGAUAAUUUCUUACUCGUUAAAAUAUUUAAAAGUUCAUAUAUUUGGAUCAUUAUGUAAUAGGUUAAAUCCCCCUUCUUUUGACUUUUCUGUGGGUCGUUCUGCAACCUCUAUCUGCAGCCAGGCCAAAGGCAAGAAAAUAGGUUAUAACCACCACUUGACAGCCUGGCUGAAUAAAUGCUUUGCAGAAAGCAGAGACCUUAGGCUACGACCAGCUUCUCUGGGCCACACGUGCCUUACUCCCGGGGAAUCUUAAGGAAACAUUCUUGCCAUCUGUUUACUUUCUAAUCCCAGGCCAUGUUUCAAAAUAAUCCUCUCUCCAGAGGAGGCAAUUUCUUGCCUGUACCUGUCAACACUGGAGGAAAUGGUCAAGAUGAGUGAGAAAGAUGAUCUUAACCCUUGAAAGACUUGUAAAUCUACUGCCACAAAAAUCCUUUAAGAAUAAUAUGUUUCUUUUCUUUUUUUGCUCAAAACUUCUUUGAGCCUCUCUACGACCAAAUGAUUCCCCUGUGGUCUUUCAAACCAGCUAAAUACUUGUCACAAAAGUGCUUUUUUCUCACUUUUAACUAUUUUCAUAUAUCAGGUUCUCAAUAGUUUGAUUUUUUAAAUGACACUUUCUCUAAGUUCUAUAAACAACUGUUUAUAUACCCAUUCGAAUAGCUUAAGGACUAAUACUUUUUUAAAAAAUGUCUUCAGGAAGCCAUUCUAUUUUACUGUCUGCAUGCUAUUAACUGUUGUACACUGUGAAAUAUUUUGGUUAUCAGUCCCGUUCAUUAAAUACUAUAAGGAAUUCACAGUAUAUUGGGCACAUAAUAGCCAAUGAGCUUGGUGAGACACUGUCAAACUUAGGAUAUACAUACGGAUCUAGGUCUUUUUUCUAUUUGUAGAAUCAUCUUUUUCUGUCACUAAUGUCGUUGCCUAAAGAGGAAGUGGUCAGCCCCUCUGAACCACAGUUGCUUAUUUUGCAGUAAUAGGAAACACCUUCAGUUUUGCAAAUGUUCUUGAAUCUGAGCAACCUGGCAUUCUUCCUGUUGGUCCGAAAACCUGGCUGGCAACAUUCCUCCUUGAGGAACUCAAGUUACUCAUUUUAAAUAAUGCUCUUAUCUCUUUGGUGAGGUGGCGACCCAUAAAGGACCAGGAAACAACUCCCUAUCCUGGCUGAAAAAUCUCUUCUCAGGCUUAGAGUAACCGUGCGUUCCGCUCCUGGAGUUUCCCUAUUUGCAGAUACCAGUCUUCGCCUCCCUGCCUUGUGGAUUCAUAGCCCAGUAGGGUGGGAUUAAAUUGCUUGAGAGGGAGGAAGCAUAAAAGGGGUCUAGGGUGAGUGUUGGUGCAAGAGGUUUUUCCACAUGGCCUCCCUUUCCAAUGCUGUACAUAAUAAAGUGUGCACUUGUACUCAU
Molecule: messenger RNA, 3702 nt
Organism: Leptonychotes weddellii (Weddell seal)
Lineage: Eukaryota; Metazoa; Chordata; Mammalia; Carnivora; Phocidae
Source: RefSeq, a predicted model, not a curated record